AUGUUGGACGACGAUCUCAAUUUCGAUCACGGAGAAGAAAUGCCGAUGGAUUUGGAAGCCGCCGGCGGCGAUAAUGACGACGACGACAAUGAAUCCUACGCGACGGCAUCGGCCGCCUCGCAACAGUAUUCCGUCACUGACAUGGGCAUUGAUGACGUUGCCUCAGAAAACCAUCCUAUUAUUGAUGACUGCAUGAGAACUUCUGCGUGGCCACUCAGCUAUGGGCAUUCAAUUAACGUUCUCUCAAGCUCUCCUUCCAUGAGUAUUGGUAAUUGGGGGACUGUUUCGGCGAGCAAACCGCCGCAAGUGGUUUUCGAAUCUUCGAUGUCUCGACCUUUGAUCGGCGGGGAUACUUCAGCAUCCUCUGUGAAACUCUCCAUGUUUUCCUCCCCGCAAUUCUCCAGCGCCGAGCUGCCAACACCAAAUAGGCAGUGUUCAACUAUGCAAGCAGGAUUUAAUGGAAUUAAUAUGCUAUGUGGUAUAGGCCUACUCACAAUUUCAUAUGCCAUAAUGCAAGGAGGGUGGUUGAGCCUCCUCCAACUAGUAUUUUUCGGUGUUUUGGCUUUCUAUACAGGCAUUUUGUUGAUGCGAUGCUUAGAGAGCAAUCCGGGAUCACUCCGAACUUACCCUGAUAUUGGUCAAGCUGCUUUUGGCUUUAGAGGUCGCAUACAAAUAUCUAUAAUUUUGUACUUGGAACUCUUUGGUGCUUGUGUGGAGUUUUUGAUCUUGAUUGCCGGUAAUUUGGCAUUAUUAUUCCCAAACGCCUGUAUGACUUUUGCUGGAAUCCAUCUCGGCAGUCAUCAACUAUUUACCAUUGGAGCGGCUCUGUUAGUUCUUCCAACUGUCUGGCAUCAAAAUCUUACUUUGCUUUCAUACUUCUCAGUUGGAGGAGUAGUUGCAUCCGUUCUGGUGGCGCUUUGCCUGUUAUGGAUUGGGGUGUUUGACGAAGUCGGGUUUCAUGCCGCAGGAACACCUUUAAACCUUUCAAAUCUAUGUGCCACUAUUGGCAUAUAUGCUUACGCUUUUGCAGGUCAUUCGGUAUUUCCGAAUAUCUACACUUCCAUGAAAGAGCCGUCGCGAUUUCCAUAUGUUCUAGUGAUGAGCUUUGUAUCCUGUCUUCUUAUCUCUAUUGGAGUUGGAGCAUGCGGCUGUCUAAUAUUUGGGGACUCCAUUGAAUCUCAGCUCACUUUGAGCAUGCCCAAGAAGUUUGUUGCUUCUAAAGUUGCAGUUUGGACAAUGGUUGCCAUUCCCUUGACAAAGUAUGCUUUGACAAUCACGCCCGUGGCAUUGAGUUUAGAGGAACUCCUGCCUUCGGAUUUGCGCGGAUCUUAUACCGUCCCGGUUUUUAUCAGAAGUUCUCUAGUUCUGUCAACUUUAGUUGUGGCCUUAACUGUCCCAUUCUUUGCAUCCGUGAUGGCGUUACUUGGUUCUUUGUGUGCAAUGCUAGUGUCUUUCAUCUUCCCAUGUGCUUGUUAUCUUAGCCUGUUCAGAGGAAGGCUAAGGAAGUUGGAGAUCACGAGUUGUGUUUUCGUUAUCGUCGUUGGGGUGAUAUGUUCUGUUCUUGGCACGUGUUCGGCGAUAGCAGGACUAAUUGCACAAAACAGAGCCUAA
This is a messenger RNA of Morus notabilis, 1611 nucleotides long. RefSeq names its product amino acid transporter AVT1E. The transcript has 11 exons. Gene Ontology annotation, cellular component: plasma membrane. Lineage: Eukaryota; Viridiplantae; Streptophyta; Magnoliopsida; Rosales; Moraceae. The record is from RefSeq and is a predicted model, not a curated record. The coding region runs from base 1 to 1611 and encodes 536 amino acids.